GAUGAGACAGGAAAGGAGGCUGGACUGGGCUGGGCUGGGCUGUUCAAGGAAACUUUCACUGAAACUACAAACUUGAGGACUGGAAAAUGAAAUUGUCAGACAUCCUUUCCAAUUCAUACAGUAUUCAGUUUACAUGUAGCCAGGCAGACAAACUUGUUUAUCUGGUGACAAGUCAAUUCUCAAGAACAUAAUUUUCAAUAUAUAUAAAUAAUUCCUUACAUAUUAUCCAUACAUACAUUUUGCAAGGAUUAUGAUGACCAGAAUGACACUGGCUGUCAGUAGAGACCUUAUGUGACAAACCUUGACAAAUGAGUAAGAAGAUAUUCGGUUCUUAUCAGACAGUUGGCACUAGGAGGUUGCUGGUUCCCAAUGAUUUAAUGUUAAAGGCCAUUGGAUGCUGCCUUAGGAAACUGGAUUCUAUCUCUGGCUCUGUGAAAAGGUCGUCUAAAAAGAAGUGACAGUUAUGGAAGGAAAUGGAAAAACUCCUACGUCAGGUCAUCUGAAUUUUCGCAUACCAAAGAAGAAACCUAACUCGAAGUCAGAGGAUGUCCAUCUUCAGUCCCCUUUGUCAAGGCUGACAGACUCCCACCAAUGGGAUUGCCCUUUACAAGAGUGGAAAUUAAGGACACGGAAUCAAGAGUCUUCUCUAAAAUGGAAAAGACAAAGGGACUUCGAUAGACCCCGCUUCAUUGGUGAAGGAUCAACAAUUGGGCAACCCAAAGUUAUGUUGACGAAUAUCCUGAGGACAGAAAUAGGAAGAAAAUAUACACAGAGCCUGCUUAAAACUGAUGCUAAUUUAUCUGCUGUUGACAAGUUGCAAACAGAUCGACCAACCUCAUCAUCCGUUGCCAGCCUAGAGAUAUUGCAAAUAUUAAGUCCUCCUCUCCAAAGCCUUUUUAUAUCCAAAAGGCAACCCAAAGUUAUUUUGAAGAAUGUCCUGAGGACGAAAAUUGGAAGAAAAUACAUAAAGAAACAGCUUAUAACAGAUGCUAAUUUAUCUGAUGCUGACAAGUUGCUAUCAGGUCAACCAACUUCAUCUAUUGCCAACCUGCAGACAUGUCAUAUAUUAAGUCCUCCUCAUCAAAGCCCUUUUAUAUCUAAAAGGUAUGAAUGGCACAGGAAGAAGACAGAUGACAGUCUUAUGAAAUUGGCUGAACCUUCUAAAGAAGCAGAAAGCAAUAAUGCUCUCUUUACUGUAAGAAGAUAUAACCAGCAGAAGAAAGAAAAUAAGGAAAGUGAUCCGCAAGAUAAGGAAACCAAAAUCUCGAACUAUACCUCUCUUGGUUUGAGAGAACCAAGUUGUCUGAAUUCCGAGAAGAGGAAAAGAAGACUUAGUGGCUAUUUUUCUGAUGAGAGUAAUGCAUGUUCCCCAGGAAAAUUACCAUCAUCUUAUAAAGAAGAAAGGAUAGUUUCAACUCAGGUCUGCAGAUCUAACCUGAUUCAGAAAAAUAUUUCCCUGGUUGUAGAGGCAGAAUGUAAAGAAUCAUCCAUCCAUGACCAGUUGGAACCAGCUCUCAGCUGUGCAAAGGAACACUGCCUAGAGGCUGCUCCCAGGAGUUUGUUGCAGAAGCAGUAUUCUGCCACCAGUGAGGAUGUCAGGAUUUCCCCUCUAGUUGGCACUUCUGGUAAAAAGAAGAUGGACAUGUCAGAAUAUCUGAGCAAGUUGCGCAGCAGAGUUCGCGAUGACAGUCAGUCAUUUGUUUCAGCUGAGCCAAUUGUUCUUUCCAGUGAUGAUGAAGGAUCUUCUGAACCAAAACACCCAGAAGAGCUGGAUCUGCAGCAUGUGCAUGAUGGCACAUCUGACAAUAAAAAAAUAGAGCAAGAGCCUAAGUUACCUUUGGCAGAAGAGCUAUUGCAAGAUGAAAUCGAAGAUGAAGAACAGCCUUGUGUUCCAGCUGUACCACUUGAAGAUGACUCUUCCACAGACUUACCUUCCUGUGACGCAUGCAGUAAACAGAUAGGGCCAGCAUUAGAUAUUAAGCUUGCUACACUGUAUAUAGGAAAUAUAAAAGGAACAUCAACAGGUUAUGUUACGUUUACUACAAGAUAUAUUAAUAUCCCAUUUGAAGUGGCUCUUAAUAAGAAUAUAGAGUUGUCAGUGGAUACUGUACACCUAAGAAAGUUUGGCCUGUGGAGGAGUAAUGAAGACUGUCACUCUUCAAGGAGUAACACUUUCAUUUUCCUUUGGCUGUCUGCAGACUACGUAAAAAAGAUCGAAGCCCAAUUAGAAAAGUCAGUUUUAAGCAAACCAUCCAAAUCUAAUGAAUUCAUUUUCCUUGAACUCUUCCAACCGCUCACGGAAAGAGAACAGAUUAAGCUGAAUGAGGUGAUUGCGGAAGUGAGCAGGAAAAACAGGUCACCAGAUCUGUCUGACUUCUUGUCUUGGAAGCAUGCAUUACCUUUGUUUAAGGACUUGUCGCCUGAAGAAAGCUCCUUUAUGAAUUGUUGCCAGGCUUCGUUUCAGCAGCAGCUGCAGAAGGACAGCAUUCCAGUUCUCAUGGACCCCCUACCUCAGGAACCAAAAGUAAAUGUCACCAGGCCGAGUUAUGCUCUGUUGCAGAAGCAAAAUCGUGGUAGCUAUUCCAUUUCGCUCUCAUCUAAAUCAGACGAUGAAUGGAAAGAAAUAAAAGAAACAGGACCAGUUCAGAACUUGAUAGUUUAUCCUCCCCCACCUACAAAAGGAGGACUGGGUGUAACAAGAGAAGAUCUAGAGUGUUUAGAGUAUGGAGAAUUCCUCAAUGAUGUCAUCAUCGACUUCUAUCUUAAAUAUCUUCUGUUGGAGAAAGCACCAAAGCAGCUUGCAGAGCGGUCACACGUUUUUAGCAGCUUCUUCUAUAAGUGCCUGACCAGGACAGAAAAAAACUCUGAAGAAGAUCCCAAACUUUCUGUGGCACAAAGAAGGCACAAAAGAGUAAGGACAUGGACUCGGCAUAUAAACAUCUUUAAUAAAGAUUACAUCUUUGUGCCUGUUAAUGAGGAGUCUCAUUGGUACAUUGCAGUUAUCUGCUUUCCUUGGUUAGAAGAAGCAGUAUAUGAGGACUUUCCAGAUCAGGGUUCACUGAAGUCUCAGACUCAGCAAUCCUUUCUUCAGUCUGAAAAAAAGAGAGAAACUGUUAGAACCAACACAGUGCUGGUCUUCAAUGAUAAUUGGAAGGAUGAAGAAGAACUGGAUGUAAAGAGUAGUUGUCAUUCAGAAGGUAAAGAUUGCCAUACUUCAUCUCCAAACUUGGAGUCAGAGGAUUUUGCAAGCACUUUAAAUAAUUCCAUUUUAAAGAAAGUUUGUAGAAGGCCGUGUAUACUCAUCUUGGAUUCCUUGAAAGCAAGUUCUGUGCAGAACACAGUUCAGAUCUUGAGAGAGUACUUGGAAAUAGAGUGGGAAGCUAAACGAAAAACACACCGGGAAUUCAGCAAAUCAACGAUGCUGGAUUUCUGUCCCAGAGUCCCGAAACAGGAUAACAGCAGUGAUUGUGGGGUGUACUUACUGCAGUAUGUGGAAACCUUCUUCCAGGAUCCUGUUGUUAAUUUUGAGCUGCCGAUGCACUUGGAGCGGUGGUUCCCUCGUCGUGUGGUGAGGAGCAAACGGGAAGAAAUUCGAGACCUCAUCUUGCAACUGCACUUGCAACAGCAAAGUGGCAGCAGCAGCUAAUGAAUCUGUUCAGCCAAACCUGGCAAACAUUACUGAAUAAAAUACUGGAAAGCUGCUUAGAAGCAUUUAGACUCUCCCUCGUGAGACCGGAAAAAAAUGCCACAUAGUAUUUUUAUUUGGUUGGUUGUUGUAAGUUUAUUCUGAGGCUUUAUUUUUGAAUCAUAUGGGGCUGGGGGCAGGGUGUAGAUAAAAAGUAAAUAUGUAAUUUAAAGUUAAUAUUUGUUGGCUAACUGAAUUUUCACUUGGAAUCUGCAAGCAGCAUACAGGUAUGUGCUGCAAAGAUUUGAAAAUAUUUUAAUUCUAAGGAGUGAGUUCUUCUCCGUUUGUUACAUUCAUGUAACUCUGGGAACUGAGUGAGCGUAUAGGUGUCAUUUGUGAUGCCUCCUUGUUUAAUGUGAUGAUCUCAGACCUGUAUUGUAACUUUUCCUACUUUGCAAUUCUCGUGUAUAGUAUGAAUACUAUGUAUUUUUUAGUUUGAGAAUACAGUACUGAAUCUCUUUAGAGAUGCAUUUUGUGGUAUACUGUACUUUUUAAUAAACUGAGUCAGGAGUAACCUGCAUCCAACAGACCAGCCUGUUGAGUUGAAAUUGAUGUUUAAGUGUUUCCAUCAUAAAACUGACUUUCAAAGGAGUUGAAAACAUAUGUUCCAGGAUGAAGCUAGAA
Molecule: messenger RNA, 4309 nt
Organism: Pelodiscus sinensis (Chinese soft-shelled turtle)
Lineage: Eukaryota; Metazoa; Chordata; Testudines; Trionychidae
Source: RefSeq, a predicted model, not a curated record